Molecule: messenger RNA, 1584 nt
Organism: Fusarium musae
Lineage: Eukaryota; Fungi; Ascomycota; Sordariomycetes; Hypocreales; Nectriaceae
Exons: 2
Coding region: 1-1584 (527 amino acids)
Source: RefSeq, a predicted model, not a curated record
AUGAAGAGAAUCACGAGAGCCGCUCGAGCUGCAGAGAUGAAUUCUCAGUCAACAGACGAUCAGCGAACUAGUCACCCGCGACGACAGCUCAUCACUUCCAUCGUUCAGCCUCCAGUUGCACCCGCUCACCAAACACCUCCUCAGCAUGUACCCGCCCGACGAUCCGCACCCUCCACCCCCAAUAUUAAGAUCCGGUUCCUGACUUUUUACAUCCAAGAUUGCACCACGCCACAACAUAUCUCGGAAAAGUUCACUCGUGGACUCAAGAUCGUGUCAAAUUGCGCUGCGGAUAUCACAUCUAUUCUCUCCGACAUUAUCAGCUACUGCCAGGACCGCGGGGCGCUUCAUCAACAAGCUACGAGGGAAGCAGGGAGGUUCCACAGCGGCUACUGGGAAGGCUACUUCAGGAUGGUUACCGCCGACACUCAGUGGCUGACCAACAACUGGGGUGGUCCGAAUUGGCUUCCCGCUGAUAUUCGGGCUGGCCUUGAAAGGUCGUUUGGUACUCCAGUGCCCUCAUCGUAUGUGGGAAUCUUGGUUUCAAUUACACAGGCUGCGCAGACCUAUGGAAUCGACCUCGACUCUCUCUGGGCUGAAGAUGGCGCCCUCAGAACGGCCGUGGGCGAUGGUGGGGAGCAUUGUCUCUCCCAAGCACUGGAGCAAGAGAUCAUCGGCCAGAUCAAUCAUGAGGGAGCGCUUACAGCCCCAGAGGCUUCUGUCCAAGGACGACAAAGCUCGACUGCUGUUCAUAUCGAGGGUGGAAGCGAAAAGCCCAAUGGCAUCAAAGUCGAGACGAGCGAGCAAAGUGAGCCUACAUCUAUUCAGACAGUUCCUGGCCAUGAGGCACCUUCCGCAAAUGACAACGACAAUGUCCCAGCAACUGUUGAAGUGCCUACCGCUCACGAACAUGCAACACCGACGCAGCCUCAGCCCACAAACGGUGAAACGCAAUCCGCUCCACCAGUGACGAGAAAGCGGACUUUCGAGCAGAUGAACAACACAGGGAACUCGAUGUAUGACAAGUACAAGACACUCAUGACGGGCAUCAAGCCGGAAAGACUCGCUCAGCUUCGAGCAGAAGCAAUGGGGAAUUUGGAACGAGCAGAGUCUGAAAAGACAGCUACAAAAUACGCACUGGUAACCCUGAAAGCCAAAGAAGACCAACUCCAACAAAUCCGCGAGCACAGCAAGAAAAUGAUCGAUACCACGAGCAAUGGGCUGAGAGAACAAGCCAAUCACGAUAUCCUGGCCGGAACUCUAGCCAACAUGGGAGAAGUGUACUUCAACGGCAUGAACAGACUACUCGACUCUUUUCUCCGGACGUCCUCUGCCUCUCUGGGCGGAUUUACGGUCGAGGAGCUGCGGGCACGACAUACCGAAGCGAUUGACAAGGUCGAGAAAGCAAAGAAGCACAUCCGAGCCCUGGAUCAUAUUGAAAAGGCACGAGAGGUACACGAGAACUACAGUGAGAUGGAGGGAUUUCGAGAGAAUUUGCGUGCUGUUUUGGUCAAGACAGGUGAGCGCGUUGAGGAUUUGGAGAAGGCGUGCGUCGCUGCGUUUAGUCAUGCGGAGGAAGAAGACUAG